Messenger RNA from Diaporthe citri, 1713 nucleotides. RefSeq lists its product as uncharacterized. The coding region runs from base 1 to 1713 and encodes 570 amino acids. The transcript has 6 exons. Gene Ontology annotation, molecular function: flavin adenine dinucleotide binding; oxidoreductase activity, acting on CH-OH group of donors. The record is from RefSeq and is a predicted model, not a curated record. Lineage: Eukaryota; Fungi; Ascomycota; Sordariomycetes; Diaporthales; Diaporthaceae.
AUGGCGUUGUAUACCAAGCUUCCAGACACGAUUGAUGAGGCCGAUGUGAUCAUCGCCGGAGGUGGAACGGCCGGCUGUGUUGUCGCAUCAAGGCUCGCUGAUGCAGAUCCCGGGCUGUCCAUCUUGGCGAUCGAGGGCGGUCCAAAUAGUGACUUACCCACUGUCGAGAUUCCGGCCAGCUUUUUAGCCCAUCUUUCCCCAGAAAGCAAGACCAACCGGUUCUACCUGACGAAGAAGUCGCCUGAGGUUGCUGACAGAUCCCUUAUUAUCCCCACGGGGGGCUUUCUGGGAGGCGGCUCAUCGACCAACUUCAUGAUGUACAGUCGAGCUCAGCGUUCCGAUUGGGGUUCGUGGAAUACCCCAGGAUGGUCCGCCGAUGAGAUGUUGCCAUUUCUAAAGAAGCUGGAGACGUAUCACGGCGAUGAUGCGAAAGGUAUCCACGGACACGAGGGGCCAAUUCAUAUAUCCCGUGGUACAUAUAACUCCCCCAGAAUCCAGGACGAGUUCAUAGCGGCAGCAAAGAACGUGGGCUGGCUCGAAGUCCCGGACUUAUCUGACCUCGACUCGAUCAAUGCCAUAUGCCGGGCCAAACGCUUUAUCUCGCCCAGUGGAAAGCGUCAGGACGUAGUGUCAACCUACCUCCACCCGCGUCUUCGCGACGGAAAGCACCCGAAUCUGCAGUCCUUCAAGAAAGCCUAUGGGUCCGACUUCAGGCCCAACCCAGUCUUUCACACUGAUGGAAUGGAGCAGCCCCCUCGCAGAGUUGGGGCGAGGAAGCUUGUCAUCGCAUCCGGUGGCGCCUGCGGGACGCUGCCACUUUUGGAGCGGUCUGGAGUCGGUGACAGUGAGAUCCUCACCCGAGCUGGUGUCCCGGUCUUAGUUGACUUGCCCGGAGCCGGCAACGGCUACGAGGACCAUCAUCUUCUUGUUUAUCCAUAUUUUAGCAAUUUAGUACCCGCAGACACGCUCGACAAAUUCAUCUACGGAUCUCAGGAAACCCAAAAGGAGCUGAUUGAGACCAAGCACAAGAUGCUAGGGUGGAAUGCCCAGGAAGUUCAGGGCAAAGUUCGGCCGACCGAAACUGAGGUUAUCGCCCUUGGACCUGAGUUCCAGGCCGCCUGGGAUCGAGAGUUCAAGCCGAACCCAGAUAAGCCGUUAGCAAUUAUCACUGCAAUUGCUGGUUUUCCCGGGGACCCGCGCCUUACCACUGGCGACCCCUGCCUCUCUACGACGGUAUUCACCGUACACCCGUUCUCUCGCGGGCACAUUCACAUCACGUGCCCAGGGGUAGACGACCCGGUCGACUUCGAGACGGGGUUCUUCGCCGACCCCGGGCAGCUCGACAUGGCCGCGUGCCACCCGCCCUUCGCGGCCGACUCCGGCGCCGCCUUGGUCCGGCUCACCGACGGACCGCUGCACGCCGGCGUGCCCGACAUCGAGUACUCGGCCGAGGACGACGCCGUGCUCGAGCGGUGGCUGCGCGAGAACGUGGGCACGACGUGGCACUCGGUCGGGACGUGCAAGAUGCUGCCGCGCGACGAGAUGGGUGUCGUCGACCCUAGCCUCGGCGCGUGCGGGGUGCGGAACCUCAAGAUUGCGGAUCUGAGCAUCCCCCCGCGCAACGUGGCUGCGAAUACUAACAGCACGGCGCUGGCUAUCGGCGAAAAGGCGGCUGAUAUUUUCAUCAGGGAGCUGGGCUUGGGGUCUGUGUAG